Molecule: messenger RNA, 1281 nt
Organism: Microsporum canis CBS 113480
Lineage: Eukaryota; Fungi; Ascomycota; Eurotiomycetes; Onygenales; Arthrodermataceae
Product: mannose-1-phosphate guanyltransferase
Exons: 4
Coding region: 1-1281 (426 amino acids)
Biological process (GO): biosynthetic process
Cellular component (GO): cytoplasm
Molecular function (GO): transferase activity
Source: RefSeq, a predicted model, not a curated record
AUGGCAUCUACAAAAGCAGUGAUCUUGGUCGGUGGACCGUCCAGAGGGACUAGAUUCAGGCCUCUGUCUCUGGAUAUGCCAAAGCCCCUAUUCGAAGUUGCGGGCCACCCCAUCUUAUUACACUGUCUGAAGGCUGUUGCCAAAGUUCCAGGCAUCCGCGAGGUUAUCCUUGUCGGAUACUACGACGAGACCGUAUUUCGAGACUUCAUAAAGUCCGCCAGCGUAGAGUUCCCCCAGUUCCGCAUCCAAUAUCUCCGGGAGUACCAGGCUCUCGGCACCGCAGGAGGCCUCUACCAUUUCCGAGAUGCUAUUCUCAAGGGUCGUCCGGAGCGUUUCUUUGUUCUCAAUGCAGAUGUCUGCUGCUCGUUCCCCUUGGGUGAGAUGCUCAAGCUCUUCGAGGAGAAGGACGCAGAGGCUGUCAUCCUCGGUACUCGUGUCAGUGACGACGCUGCUACCAACUUUGGCUGCAUUGUCUCAGAUACCCACACCAAGCGAGUCCUCCACUACGUCGAGAAGCCAGAGUCACACAUCUCCAACCUGAUAAAUUGCGGUGUCUACCUGUUUGCAACCGAGUGUAUCUUCCCUUCCAUCCGAAGUGCCAUCAAACGCCGUACUGCCCGUCCUCGUCUGCUUUCCUACCCAUCAUCCGAAAAUCUCGAAUCCUCGUACAUAGCUCAAGAUGAGUCUAGUGAAACCCCCGAGAUCCUACGUCUCGAACAGGACAUCCUCCCAGACCUCGCAGACAGCAACCGCUUCUUCGUCCAUGAGACCAAGGACUUUUGGCGCCAGAUCAAGACUGCGGGCUCCGCUGUGCCUGCCAAUGCUCUCUACCUCCAAAAGGCCUUCCAAUCUGGCUCUGAGGAACUUGCUGCCCCCUCAGCCUCGAUCGUCCCACCAGUUUACAUUCACCCCUCCGCCACUGUCGAUCCCACCGCCAAGCUGGGACCAAACGUCUCCAUUGGCGCACGGGCUGUUGUAGGUCCUGGCGUCCGCAUCAAGGAGUCCAUCGUUCUCGAAGAUGCUGAGAUCAAGCACGAUGCAUGCAUCUUGUACUCCAUCAUUGGAUGGAGCAGCCGCGUCGGAGCUUGGGCACGAGUCGAAGGCACGCCCACCCCGGUCGGAAGCCAUUCCACCACUAUCAUCAAGAAUGGGGUAAAGGUUCAAAACAUCACCAUUUUGGGUAAGGAAUGUGGUGUCGGUGAUGAAGUCCGUGUCCAGAACUGUGUUUGCUUGCCGUUCAAAGAGCUUAAGCGCGACGUCGCAAAUGAAGUUAUCAUGUAG